AUGAAGCUUGUUAAUGGUAAACCGCGACAUUCUCAGAGUCAGGGUUCAGUUGAAAGGUCGAACCAAGAUAUUUGUGACAUGCUGGUAGCGUGGAUGGCUGACAAUAAUACGGAAAAAUGGUCUGAAGGACUCCGAUUUACUCAAAGUAAGAAGAAUCGAGCUCUCCAUUCGGUAAUUAAGACAAGUCCUUAUGAGGCUAUGUUUGGAUCAGCGCAAAAGAUCGGACUUGCGGAUUCCUCUCUUUCCAGUGACAUGUAUUCUUCUAUAGAAACUGAAGAAGAAUUGGAACAACUUCUUUCUUCGGUAAAGAACAAUGAUCAAGAUAAGACUGAUGAAGAAGAAGUUAACGAACAAUCUAGUGAAGAUAAAAAUAUACCUCAAGCUGGAGAGGUUACACAAGAAUAA
Molecule: messenger RNA, 405 nt
Organism: Camponotus floridanus (Florida carpenter ant)
Lineage: Eukaryota; Metazoa; Arthropoda; Insecta; Hymenoptera; Formicidae
Product: KRAB-A domain-containing protein 2-like
Exons: 1
Coding region: 1-405 (134 amino acids)
Biological process (GO): DNA integration
Molecular function (GO): nucleic acid binding
Source: RefSeq, a predicted model, not a curated record